AUGGCUCCCAGCGUGAUUGUCGUGGGUGGUGGUCUUUCCGGCCUGAGUGCAGCGCACACCAUCUACCUCGCCGGUGGCAACGUUACUGUUCUAGACAAGCAGGGUUUCUUCGGCGGUAACUCCACAAAGGCCACUUCUGGCAUCAACGGUGCCUUGACAAGGACGCAGGUCGAGCAGGGCGUCGCCGACAGCGUCAAGCAGUUCUACGAUGAUACACUCAAGUCAGCCCGUGACAAGGCCCGUCCGGACCUCAUCAAGGUCCUCACCUACAAGUCUGCUGCCGCUGUCGAGUGGCUGCAGGACGUCUUCAACCUCGACCUGACUCUUGUUUCGCGGUUAGGUGGACACUCUCAGCCCCGAACACACCGUGGUCAUGACGCCAAGUUCCCCGGCAUGGCCAUCACCUAUGCCCUGAUGCAGCGUCUCGAAGAGCUCUCCGAGAACGAACCCCACCGUGUUACCAUCAUCAAGAAGGCCCGUGUGACCAGCCUGAACAAGGAGGGAAACAAGGUCACUGGUGUCACAUAUGAGUUCAACGGAGAGUCUCUCGUCGCUGAGGGCCCCGUUAUCCUGGCUACUGGUGGCUACGCCGCCGACUUCAGCGAGACUUCGCUCCUGAAGAAGCAUCGUCCUGAUACCUAUGAUCUGGCCACCACCAACGGCACCCACGCCACUGGUGACGGCCAGAAGAUGGUCAUGGCCAUUGGCGGUAACGGCAUUGAUAUGGACAAGGUCCAGGUGCACCCUACCGGUCUGGUUGACCCCAAGGACCCUGGCUCAAAGUGGAAGUUCCUUGCUGCUGAGGCUCUCCGUGGUGAGGGUGGUAUCCUCCUCAACGCCGAUGGCGAGCGCUUCUGCGACGACCUUGGACACCGUGACUACGUCUCGGGCAUGAUGUGGAAGGAGAAGGACAAGGGCAAGUUCCCUAUCCGUCUCGUCCUCAACUCCAAGGCCUCCAACGUCCUUGACUUCCACACUCGCCACUACUCUGGCCGUGGUCUGAUGAAGAAGAUGACUGGCAAGGAGCUCGCCAAGGAGAUUGGAUGCACCCCUGAGCACCUCCAGAAGUCCUUCCAGACCUAUAACGCCAUCGCCGAGGGCAAGCAGAAGGAUCCCUGGGGCAAGAAGUUCUUCCACAAUAUGCCAUUUGACAUCAAUGAUGACUUCCACGUCUCCCUUAUGGAGCCCGUGCUGCACUUCACCAUGGGUGGUAUCGAGAUCAACGACAAGGCCCAGGUCCUCAACCAGGAUCAGGAGCCCUUCGAAGGUCUCUACGCCUGUGGUGAGCUGGCUGGUGGUGUUCAUGGUGCUAACCGUCUCGGUGGCUCAUCUCUUCUGGGAUGUGUUGUUUACGGCCGUGUUGCUGGUGAUACCGCCAGCAACUACCUCUUCCAGAAGGCCCUCCAGGGACAGACUGGUGCCGCCCAACGUCUUGGCCAGAUCUCUCUCCACCUCGACCCUUCCUCUCCUGGCAAGCUUACUGUUGAGUGGGCAAACGGUGGCUCCGGCUCCGGCGCCGUCCAGGCACAGGCCGCUGCUCCUACCGCUGCCCCCGAAGUAAGUGCCCCCGCCAAGCCCGAUCCCAAGAAUUUCUCGGUCCCGGAGAAGGAAUUCACCAUGGAGGAGGUUGCCAAGCACAACACAAAGGGUGACCUUUGGGUUGUCGUCAAGGGCGUUGUCAUGGACCUGUCUAACUGGCUGGAAGAGCACCCCGGCGGCCCCCAAGCAAUCAUGAACUUCAUGGGCCGUGACGCCACUGAGGAAUUCGAGAUGCUGCACGACGACGAGGUCAUCCCUAAGUACGCCCCGGAGCAGGUCAUCGGUCGUGUAAAGGGCCAGGAAGUCACCCUCGAGUUAUAA
Molecule: messenger RNA, 1860 nt
Organism: Clonostachys rhizophaga
Lineage: Eukaryota; Fungi; Ascomycota; Sordariomycetes; Hypocreales; Bionectriaceae
Source: the annotation of a GenBank genome assembly